Molecule: messenger RNA, 2135 nt
Organism: Stylophora pistillata
Lineage: Eukaryota; Metazoa; Cnidaria; Anthozoa; Scleractinia; Pocilloporidae
Product: lysine-specific demethylase RAD23A
Biological process (GO): proteasome-mediated ubiquitin-dependent protein catabolic process; nucleotide-excision repair
Cellular component (GO): cytosol; nucleoplasm
Molecular function (GO): damaged DNA binding; polyubiquitin modification-dependent protein binding; proteasome binding
Source: RefSeq, a predicted model, not a curated record
UCUAAGAAUUACACGCUACAAAUGCUUGUGGUGCAGUAUCCCAAAUUUCUUUGAUUUCCUUGCUUUCAACCGUGGUAUUUUAUUGUCGUGGAUCUAAAUCUGACUACGGAUUAGAGAAGAACCAUGCAGAUAACGUUUAAAACUCUUCAACAACAAACUUUCAAGCUCGAAAUAGACGAGUCUGCAACGGUAGCAGAUCUCAAAAACAAACUAGAAACUGAGAAAGGAAAGGAUGCUUACCCCAAGGCCUGUAUCAGACUUAUUUAUGCUGGGAAAAUAUUAAAUGAUGACCAGCCAGUAUCAGAAUACAAAAUUGAGGAAAAGAGUUUUGUUGUCAUUAUGGUAGCAAAGCCAAAGGCUGCUCCUGCACCAGCUCCAAGCCAACCUGUAUCAACACCUCAGCCCACAGCUGCAACAGUCACAGAAAGUACUGCAAGACCUGCAGAUGAGUCUAAGCCUGAAAGCUCUGAUGCUGAUAAACCCAAAGCUACAGAUGAACCAGAAUCAACUACAAGUCCAGCUGUUUCUACUGCCACUCCAUCUUCCAGCUCAGAUCAAGUUUUGUCCACUGCUGAGUCAACAUUAGUUACAGGGCAGGAGUAUGACAGAAUGGUGGAUGAAAUCAGUGCAAUGGGAUUUGAAAGAGAAAAGGUUAACAGAGCUCUCCGGGCAAGUUUUAACAACCCAGACAGAGCUGUGGAAUACUUGAUGAGUGGUAUACCAGAAAUAACCCAGGCCCAAGAACAAGAUGAACAACAAGAAGAGGGUGGAGGUGAUGCACCAGCCUCUGGAGGUAACCUGGAGUUUCUGCGCUCACACCCUGCAUUCCUUAACUUGAGACAGCAAGUUCAACAGAACCCUCAAUCAUUAACACUUUUACUGCAGCAAAUGGGACAAGCAAACCCACAACUCCUUCAGCUCAUAAGCCAAAAUCAAGAGGAGUUCAUAGGUAUGUUAAACAGCCCUGAUAUUGGUCCAGCCCCUGUCGUGGGCUCACAGCCACUGCAGCCUGGCUCAGGAGGUGAACAGGACUUGGGAGCACCACCAGCUGAUGCAGGCUAUGUUAGUGUUACACCACAGGAAAAAGAAGCCAUCGAGAGGCUAAAACAACUUGGAUUUCCAGAAGUUCUAGUUGUCCAAGCCUAUUUUGCCUGUGAAAAGAAUGAAACAUUGGCUGCUAACUUUCUACUAAACCAAGCGGAUGAAUGAACGUACCCAAGAUGAGAUUUUCUGCCAACUGUUUAAUUACAAGAUCUCUAAUGUUCUGGAUUUCCUAAAUGAACAUUCUAUCAAUAUUUGAAGGUCAUUUCUGUGCAGCUGGACCAUCCUACUAGCAUAGCUAAUACUGUAUAUUAUUAUUAUUAGUGAUAGUAAAGCAUGAAUUCUGAUGAUGGUGUUAUUAUUAUUAUUUGCAGUUGUUCAACUUGUUAAUUGUUAUAUUGUACCUAACCCUAGUAAUAAGAAUAUAUUAAGUGAGUUUAUCUUAGUGAUGUUCUUUCCAGAUAAUUGUUAUUUCACCUCUGAUAUUGAUACAAUGUGUGGCCAAUCAUCCGAUUUGUCUGAGUCUCUAGAUUCAUAGACGUGAGAGCGAUAAACUAUCGUGACUGAUCCUAAAAAACGUCCUCCCGAUUAGAUAGGAGAAUAAUUUCACGAGUCACUUCGCUGUGGAACAUUGUGGUGGAGUGUAAGAUGCAUCAUAACAUAUGCAUUUACGAUCUGAAGUGGACUCUUUAUUCAGAGUUCGAACUCAGUAAUAUUUCGUUGCCCUUAGAAUUAAAGCUUUCAUGAUGAUGUGGCCUUUACAAAAAAUUAAAGCUAAUGGUAAGGAAACGAGUGAAGAGAUCUUCAAGUGGACGCAAUUAAAGAACGUUGACCGGUCACAAUGAACGUUUUUAGUUUGGGUUAGUAGCAAUCCUGGAAGAGGAGUAUAAGGGCAAGGGUUCGAUAUGCUUUCCUUUCUUCGUGUUCCCAAGAUGGGAACAAAAGUCUGCUCUUCCCCUUAUAAUUCAGCUUAAUAAUAGAUGCCUAAUACAUCUGUAUUUGUGGUGCAGUACAUUUAGUUAUGCUUAUCCAAAGAUCGUAUCACUACAGCUCUAAUUGCUUGGAUUAAAACGGUUCUUUAAGUUUUCCUGUCA